CUCCUCCUCCUCCUCCUCCUCCUCCUCCGUAGCCAUUUUGGCUCAAGUUCCAUGCUGCUGCGGGCCGAGCCCGCAUUGGCACUCACGGAUACCGCUGGCCCGCGGCGAGCAAGGCCCCUGUGCCUGGCAGUCUUUUGCUUGUGCCUCUUCCGUGGGAGUUGGGCCCCCACACCGCAGUCGCCCGUCGUUCCUUGCACUCUCGGCAUGGCUGAUGACGCUCACGGCGCAGUGGUUCCCUCGUCGUUGGUCGAGCAGUUCGAUCUCGUGGCGACCUUCCCCUCGCAGGAGCUGGGCGCUGGCCGCGGGAAAGGUGGCAAAGGAGCUGUCCCGCCUCCUCGCAAGCGUGCUGCUCAUGACCCUUCUGCUGCAGAAGGGGCCGACGGGACCGACGCCUGGUCUUCCGAUGACUACCUUCGCCAGUUGUGCCGCGACGAGUUCGAUUCCAUGCGGGCCGUUCUCACAUCGGCCGUCUCCGAGUCCAUCAGCGCCACCGUGGCAGAGAACCGCAAUGUGCUGUUGGGGUCCAUCGACAAGCUUCGGGAGCAGGUCUCUGGUCAGUCCGCGGCGAUCGACCAACAGGUGCAGAGUGUGGUGCGUCCCCAGGUGGAUGCCCUUUCUCGCAGGCUCCAGUCGCAGAUUGACGAGCACAAGAAACAGAUCGAUGCAUGUGAACGGCGGCUUGGGGAUCACGACGACCAGCUCUCGGCUAUUCGUGCUGAACUGGCUGAGCUUCGCCGUCAUCUUGCUGUUGCCGAACAGCGCCCUCAGGCUCCCCCGCAGAUCCCCACAGGCUUCGACAGGGGCGCCGACUCCACCCUCCUCAUCGCUGUGGCCCAGCGUGCCACCUCCAUCGAGGCGAUGUCCGCCUGCCUUCAGAGCUUCCUCUUGGACACGGGGUUCGACGCCAGCGAGUACGAAAUCGUUCCCAAGGGCACCCUCCCGUCCAAGCGCUUCGCGGUUCACUUCAAGGGGAUGGUGCAACCAGCAUCGAGAAAGGUCCUGCGUGCCCUCUCAGCCCUCAAGGACGAGAACGGGUGGAAAGCCUUCUUCGCCGACCUCCCUGGCACCUCCGAGCGCGCUCGCGUUCACAUGGGCCCCGACAAGUCGCCGAAGCAGGUCAAGAUGGAAUACGUAUUUAGAAAGUGCCGCGCCGCCUUCGCCACCGAGUACCCGUCGCUGCGCCUCUUCACGGAUCGGGACCGCGGGUUCCUUUCCAUUGGCUGGGACAAGAUUCUCAAGGUCGAGGUGGAGGCUGGGGAUGCUCCUCCUACUUUGCGUUGGGACGUCGCCAAGCUGGAGCGCCACGACAUCUCCAAGGCCCACGCCCUGCAGCUCACCUCUUUCCUCACGGCCUCUGCGGAUGAGCCCGCGUGGUGUCUUUGACGCGCGGUCCCUGUUUUCGUGUUCGCGGUCCUGUUCCUCGGGUUCGACCACUGCCCUGCGAGUGGGUACUUGGAACUGCAGGGCCCUUCUUCAGGCUGCGGGGGCCAAAGCAGCCAUCAAGCGUAACUACCUCUCCAAGCUCGGCCUCGACAAGUCCAUCGUCUCUUUGCAGGAGGUGCACCAAGACGCCCUUCAACUGGAACACUUCGUGCAUCGUGUGUGCCCGCGGUCCACCGUUCUUUCGAGCUUCUGUGGUCCUGAGCCUGCUGACCGUGCGCGCGGUGGUGUCGCAGUUUUGAUCCCUCCUCUCGAGCAUCUACCUGAGGAUCCUGUGCGAGUGGAGUCCCAUCCUCUGGUCCCAGGCCGCGUGCUGAUGGUCGCCCUGCGUGCGACUCGCGCUUGCGUCUACCUCUUCAACGUCCACAAUCACGAGCUGGGGGCCACCGCCGUCACAAAAGUUCGUGAUGCAGUACGUGCUGCUCUCGCUGAAGCUCGAGCCGAGCCGUUGCGAGUCCUGGUGAUUCUGAAUGGGGACUUCAAUAUCUCUGAGGAGUCCGCAAUGUCUCUGCUGGCACCGGUUGCGGCUUCUCGUCGCGGUGGCCGUCGGCACCAUGCAGCCGCGCCUUCCUGGAGGUCCAUCUUCGACGACAUGCUUGAGGUCCAGGGCAGCGAGCCUACCCACUUCGAGCGGGCAGCGGGCAAGGCCAGCAUCUUGGAUCGGGUCUUUCUCUCCUUGCAGGGCUGGCAGGUGUGCCAGAUGAAUCUUACUUCCGCCACUAUGGGGUCUGCGGCGGCGCUCUCGGAUGCGAAAAUCUCUGAUCACACUGCGGUCAUCGUCUCUCUUGCUUCCCGCUCUGCUCGUCGUCCUGCUGCUCGCCCUAUCCCGCGCCGCCUCUGUCGCGAUCCUCGCUUCGUUCGCCGUCUACGUGGAUUGGUGGCCUCUACCUCAUGGGACGGCAUGUCGCCACCUUUCAAGCUAGAGCAUUACAAACAUCUCAUGCGUCUUGCUGUGUCAGAGGUGCGCGACUCGCUCUUUACUGACAAUCCCGACAGUCUCGAUGCUUUGUUGCAGGUGGCGCGAAUGAUCUCGCGCGUGGUCUGGGGGCAAGAUGUCAAAUUGGCCC
Molecule: messenger RNA, 2507 nt
Organism: Prorocentrum cordatum
Lineage: Eukaryota; Dinophyceae; Prorocentrales; Prorocentraceae
Source: the annotation of a GenBank genome assembly